Messenger RNA from Xiphophorus hellerii (green swordtail), 4230 nucleotides. RefSeq names its product papilin a, proteoglycan-like sulfated glycoprotein (gene paplna). Gene Ontology annotation, cellular component: extracellular matrix. The record is from RefSeq and is a predicted model, not a curated record. Gene Ontology annotation, molecular function: metalloendopeptidase activity; serine-type endopeptidase inhibitor activity. The coding region runs from base 355 to 3966 and encodes 1203 amino acids. Gene Ontology annotation, biological process: extracellular matrix organization; proteolysis. The transcript has 27 exons. NCBI's taxonomy places the organism in Eukaryota, Metazoa, Chordata, Actinopteri, Cyprinodontiformes, Poeciliidae.
CGCUAACUGUUAUUUGUGGAGUCUAAAAUUACACAGUGGGCGUGAAACAUCCCCGCGUCUGCCAGGAGGGGCUGUAAUUGGGCUGCGAGAGCUGCGGGUUAAAAGGCGCGGAGCAGACGCUCCGCAAACAGCUUCAACUAGCGCCACUUUCUCCACUACCUGUUGGCUUCCUGCUGGGACACAGAGGAGGAAAGAGACGAAGGCUUUCCGGGCAGACAUAUCCCACUUAUCCCAGGACACGGCGACUCUCUUUCGGACGCUUCGAGCCAGUCCUCCGCGGUCAGCUGAGCCGCGUCCACACAAGAGGAAAUCUUCCUUUAAAAAUAAAUAACACUGAACAGGGGUUCAGCGAAGAUGCUACUUCCUCUGAUAAUCCUGCAGCUGCUUCUGGCUCCAGCAUUCAUGCUGCCCAGUGUGGAUUACUGGGACUCCUGGGGUCUUUACGGUGAGUGCAGUCGUAGCUGCGGCGGCGGUGUUACCAUGAGAACAAGACGCUGCGUCACCCAGAGGACAGAUGGUGGACACAACUGUGUGGGACCAGACAAGUCUUAUCGCAUCUGCAACAUCCAGGAUUGUCCAGAGGGAUCCAGAGACUUUCGGGAGGAACAGUGUUCCCAGUUUGAUGGGACUGACUUCCAGGGAAAACGCUACAAGUGGCUCCCAUACUACGGAGCGGAGAAUCCCUGCGAGCUGAACUGCAUGCCGAGAGGGGAAAACUUUUACUACCGCCACCGCAGCUCCGUCGCUGACGGUACCCCAUGCCACCCGGGACGGAGGGAUAUUUGUGUGGGCGGAGUCUGUAAGCGCCUGGGCUGUGACAACAUGCUGGAGUCUUCCCAGCAGGAAGACCCCUGCCUGCAGUGUGGGGGCAGCGGCCAGUCCUGCCACCUUGUCAAGAACACCUUCAACGCUCGCAACCUGCCAGCUGGCUACAACCAGAUGUUCAUCAUCCCUGUCGGAGCCACGACCAUCAGCAUCAGAGAGACGACGGCGACGCGGAACUACCUCGCCAUCAAGAACCUGCGUGGCGAGUACUACCUCAAUGGCCACUGGGUAAUUGAGUUUUCCAGGGCGACACCCAUUGCCGGGACCAUGCUCUACUACCAAAGAGGCGCCGAGGGCGAAAACGUACCCGAAACCAUCAUCGGCCGCGGUCCUACCACUGAACCACUUGUUGUUGAGCUGAUCAGCCAGGAGACUAACCACGGCAUCGAGUACGAGUAUUACCUUCCAAAUGGCCGUUCCAGGCAGGGCUACUACUGGAGCUCUGGAUCAUGGUCUUCUUGCAGCAAAGAGUGUGGAUCAGGCUAUCAGUCCCGCUUGGUCUUCUGCUCGAUCGACAACGAAGCCUAUCCUGACUACCUCUGUGCUUCUCUGCCAAGGCCACAAUCAAACCGCACCUGCAACCCCCAUCAGUGCCCACAGACCCAAAGCUGGAGAACUGGGGAGUGGAACGCCUGCUCUGUGACCUGCGGUGGGGGCUCUCAGCUGCGCCCCGUGCAGUGCAUGCUGCACGAUGCGUCUGGCCCCCAGGUGGUGGAGGACGCCGUUUGUGCCGCCUACGCCGACGCACCUCCCUCUCUGCGGACCUGCAACAUGCACAAAUGCGCAGAGUACCGUGUGACCGGAUGGAGCUCGUGCUCAGUGAGCUGCGGGUCAGGCGAUCAGACCAGAGAGGUCACCUGUGUGGGAUCAGGUGGCACCAUGUUAGAAGAACCAUCCUGCAGGACUUUGCUCCGCCCACCUUCCGUCCAGCCGUGUGAGAUGCCCGCUUGUCCCAAACAGAUCCAUUGGCAUGUGGGAGCAUGGGGGCUGUGCUCCAGAAGCUGCGGUUCUGGCUCACGAGAGCGCCAGGUGAUCUGCUCGGAUCAGGAGAGGAACCUCUAUCAUGUGGACCAGUGCAACGCUCACCCCAAACCCUCCACAAUGGAGCGCUGCAACACCCAGCCAUGCUUCAGUCCACAGGUCGUCCCCAGCAUCCAGAACCCGCGAGGACACGACCGCGCUCAGACUAGCUUCCAGCCCUACGUGCCAGAUCUUUCAACAGCCCGCAGGCCAGAGACCAGAGACCCCACCCAGAGGAACACGGUGCGGGACCCUCACAAUUUCUCCCCGGCCCUCCACUGUAGCCAGUCCAUCUAUGGCUGCUGCCCGGACGGACGGACCUCAGCCAGGGGCCCCCAGGGCCAGGGCUGCCCGCAGACUCCAACUCCCACUCCUGCCCCGUCGUCCUGCUACCAGACAAGUUACGGCUGCUGCCAGGAUGGUGUGAGAGCUGCUCAGGGCCCCAACAGAGAGGGUUGCUUAGAGUAUGUGGCCCCUGCGCCUACGGUUUCUUCUCUACCAACUGAGAAUGCUGUAGAGUGCCGCACCACCACUUACGGGUGCUGCUAUGAUCGCAAGACACCAGCAGGGGGCCCUAACGGCGAGGGCUGCCCCAACCCACCCAACCACAUCGAGCAGUCCAUCUGCUCCCUGCCUCGUGCCGCCGGCUCCUGCAGCAGCUGGGUGGCACGGUACCACUUUGACGUCGUCACCUCCAAGUGCGCCCACUUCUGGUACGGCGGUUGCCACGGCAACAGCAACAACUUCAUGAGCCGGGCGGAGUGCCAGCGGGCGUGUCAGGUGUCGGCACCCAGCCAGCAGCGGCCUCAGCCGGUCGCGCCCGUCGGACGCCCGACGCCCGCGAGGGAACCUGCUCUCGAAAGAACCGCGCCCAGAGGGUCGCCCGACGCCCAGUCACCCGACAUGGGCCGCACUUUCACGGCGCAGGGCGGCUCGCCCAGCGACUCCAGCAGACACGGCACUAGCGCAGCCAGACACGCCCACAGAGCUCGGGUGUAUCUGAGGCCGCGCCGGCCUUCGACUGGAGCGCGGGCUCAGAUGACCGGGCCAGCUGCCAGUUUGACCCUGGCAGGUGUUAGCAUUGAUAAGAGCGACCCAGACAAAGUGGAGGCCUUAGUCGGCCAGACGGUGGUGCUGCCCUGCAGAGUCAGCCCUCCGCCUUCGUCGACCGUCGUCGUGGAGUGGAGAAGAGAUGGGAUCUCUCUGUCGGCUCAAAGACAUCACCAGCAGCCCAGUGGCUCCCUGUUGGUCGGUCCUCUUGUGACGUCAGACUCUGGCUGGUUCUUGUGCUUCGUCACUCGAGAACGGGAGAGAGAUCACCGCUACAUUUACCUGUCUGUCUCAGAGGCCCCGCCUCAGCCUUUCCCGACGUUCCUGCCUAAAGAUGGCCCGAUCCCCAGGUUCAGCAUCGAUCAGUCAAGCCCAUCGACAAUAGAAAUGCGAACAGGUCAAGCCGUCAGACUCCCCUGCACCAUCGUCCCAGCUGCAGCUCUGCAGUCUGUCAGUAUUCAGUGGACCAAAGAUGGAAAAACCCUCAGUGACUCCAGGAUUACCCAGCAUGCUGAAGGCACGUUGGCGAUCAGCCCUCUGAGGUCUGACGACUCCGGGGUCUACACAUGUACAGCUGCCAGCCAGCAGCAGCUGGAGCAGAGGCAACUGCAACUCAGGGUCCAGGCCGACUUGAAGAUUACCACAGCUCCCAACAACAUCCAGGUGUCUGAAGGCAGCACAGCUCUGCUGCCCUGCGUCGUGUCCGGAGACAACGUCAACAUCGGCUGGUCCAGGAACGGAGUGCUGGUGCGUCCAGACGGCCGCAACAUCCUGGUAUCGUCUGACGGCAGCCUGAUAAUCAAUAACGUGAAGAGCUCUGAUGAGGGAACCUACACCUGUAAUGCCUACACAGGCAUUUAUUCUGUGAGCGCCACAGCUGAAGUCAGGGUGAUAAAAGACUCACAAGGUGUUGAUGUGCUGCCAGGCUGUGUGGACCAGCCUGAACUCGCCAACUGUAAACUCAUAGUCUACGCCCGCCUGUGCGACCAUCAGUACUAUUCCGGCUUCUGCUGCGCCAGCUGUGCCAGGCACGCGCCAAAGAACGGCAGGACUGGCCGGCAUGUCUUUUGAUACGCUGACCUUUCGCCUUUGAACUUCUGCAUUUGCCAAAUGGAAUUAAAAAUAGGGACCAGACUGCGCAGAAUUAUUUUUAUUUUAGAAAAGACCCGAUGAACGAGGAGUUCUACGGUCAGCACUUUGCUCAGAUUGCCCUCUGCAUUAAGCAACAUGAAACCUUAACAUGAAACAUCCCAUAAUAUGAUGAGGAGGCACUGAAAAUAAGCUAUCUACUCACUGGACUUAUGCUUUCUCUGUUUUUUAGAGAAUCUAAUAACC